Messenger RNA from Zea mays, 2350 nucleotides. RefSeq lists its product as uncharacterized. The record is from RefSeq and is a predicted model, not a curated record. The coding region runs from base 130 to 1920 and encodes 596 amino acids. Lineage: Eukaryota; Viridiplantae; Streptophyta; Magnoliopsida; Poales; Poaceae. The transcript has 12 exons.
CCCAUUCCAUGCCAUCCGGUCCCUUGUGGCCUUCUCCUCGCCCGCUCGUUCCCACCACUCUGCUCUGCUCUCCUCACUAGUCUGCUCUCCCCAAACCCCACAGAACCCUACCGUCCCCGCCGCGCCGCCAUGGCCGCCGCCGGCCGGCCGUGGCGCGUGAUACCGCGUCCUCUACUGGAGACCGUACUUCACAACUAUGCGCUCCACCCGCGCGUGCCACAGCCGCUCCUUUUCCACGGGCCACGCGGCGUCGGCAAGUCCACGCUACUCCUCCACCGUCUCCUCCCGCGGUGGUCCGACCAGCCCCACGCCGUCGCAUUCAUCAACUUCCUCCACCCCUCGCCGAGUUCUCCCGCCGCAGCCCCGUGGUCCCUUCUCCCCGCCGACCCAGCGUCUCCCCACUCGCUGCACGACCUCCGCCUUCGCCUCGAGUCCGCGCUUGAGGGCCUCGCCCGCGCCGCCGUCCUCUGCGGUGCUGUGGGCUCUAAGGACGUGCUCGCCGCGCUCUCCCGCAACCACGGCGUCAGUACCGCGCUCUCCCGCCUCUUGAUCCCCCCGGCCACACGCUCCUCGGCCACCUCUGUGCCAGCCCGCCGCUCUUCGUCGACCUCCGUUCCGGCGCUCUGGUCGAGGGCCGUGCUCGCCGCGGUGCACAGGGACGACACCGCGUUCUGCAUUGGCGAGGGGGAGGCGACUAGCUGCUCCAUGGAGGAGAAGGCAUACAUGCAGGAGGCAAUGGCAGCCUUGCGAGUGGCUAAGGAGGUGCUUGGGAUGCAGGAGGGGUGGAGGAAGGAGGCAAUUAGGGAGAUGAACAGAACUGGGCGAUUCUCGCGCUCAUUGGCCAAUUCGGCUACUGACUGGCCGUGCCUGUUGCUGGAUGUUCUGUCACGUGCGGCAGAGGAGGAAUUCUUCCAGCCAAAGCUGAUCCUGAACAAUGUGGAUGUGUUGAGGAAGGCAAUUUGUGAGGAUGAGACGAUGGUGCCUGCAGCGAUGUACCAUGAUAGCUUCAUUUGGAGGGUGAUUGCACUUGGCGCCAAUGAAAAGUGCUUGCCAGUUAUUAUGUCGACUUCAGAUGGUUUUACGGGUUAUGGAAUUUCUAACUGUAAAACAAGUACUCUGCUGCAUUGCUGCUACCUGGAAAGUAUCAACUUUACACAUUUUGUGAAUCAUUGCAGGUACUAUUCUUCUCAAGCAUUCGUUGAUUUUGGUUUUCCGAACAUAUUUAUUUCUCGUGAGACAUUUGGUUGGACGCCACAAGAAGCUAAGCUGCAUAUGGUUUCUGAAUUCUUCAGUGAACAGGAGUGGAAAGUUGUCGAUGAGGUUCUUGGGCCAAACCCACGGCAGUUAUCUGAGAUAUAUAUGCUGAAGCAAAAGGCGAAUAGCCCAGAAGUUCUUCAUGACAGAAAUAUUGAGGAAAUUAUUGAUACAUACCUGGCACACUUGCAAGUCUCUGUCGUUAAUCCAGCCAUGGAGAAGGCAUUAAAAAUGCUGCAGGAGUUUGCCUCAGAUGUCCGUGAGGGUAAAGUACCAAAGAUCAGAUCGUCCUUUGGUGCACCCUGGAGACAUCCACCUCGUGAUGACAAUCCUGACUUGUCCUAUAAAUGGGCGAAGAUUCAGCUAAUGGAUUUUAUCCAAUCUUUUGUAAACACUGAGUUUGGGGUGAACUACCUAGCAGAUGACAGCUUGGAAAUAUUGGAUGAUCCUGCUGCUGUUGCCAUGAUGGAGGUUGGUUUACUGUAUCAACAAAGAGAACCAUCCUUUAUGCGACCAAUCACUCGAGGGAUUCAGCGUUGUCUUGCCAGAUGGCUUGCUGAACAGAGAUUACAAUUGAACAUUCAAGAAACACUAGCAUUCUUUUGGCAACGUUUGAUACGGGGUCGAAGCUACCGCCACUUGAUGAAAGAAGUUGGCUACAAAUAAAGAGGUGAUUUCCAUGGACUAACAUUUUGACAUGAUAUCUGCAUAAGAAUGUUUCAAGGGUACAAUAAUUUUCUGGCCACUCAUUUUCUCAUCUGUUUAAUACAGCCAGCGUGGUCUGGAAGUUUGGAAUCAAAUCAAUCUCAGAUAGAGGUGGAUGACCAGUUUUACAUGUUCUGUUGCUGACGAAAAGAAUCAAUCAUUUUCUUAAUUAAUAAGCGAGGAAUGCAAAUGUUUAUUGUUUGGACUAGAGUGAAGUUGCAUCAGAAGUUGAUGCUGAAGCCUGAAGGCACUCGAAAAAUGUUGCAGAUGCAUUUCUACCUGUAUGGCAAUAUUUAGGGAGUCGAAUAUCUGCUGUAUGUCAAUGAGAAAAUGGGUUUUCACGUAUUGCAACUGCAUGAGUUAAUCUUCUGGGUUUCCAUGUCUCUGGUAA